AUGUCGGCAUCUAAGAUCAUCCAGUUGAAGAGCUCGGAUGGGGAGAGCUUCGAGGUGGAGGAAGCGGUGGCACUCGAAUCGCAGACGAUCAAGCACAUGAUUGAGGAUGAUUGCGCCGACAACGCCAUCCCUCUCCCCAACGUCACCAGCAAGAUUCUUGCUAAAGUGAUUGAGUACUGCAAGCGACACGUCGAAGCUGCCAAGGCCGCCGAGGGUGCUUUCGAGAAGACCUCCGAUGAAGAUCUGAAGUCUUUCGACGCCGACUUUGUAAAAGUUGAUCAGGGCACUCUCUUCGAUCUCAUCUUGGCUGCGAACUAUUUGAACAUAAAGAGCCUUCUUGAUCUCACUUGCCAGACCGUGGCAGAGAUGAUAAAGGGGAAGACACCGGAAGAGAUCCGCAAGACGUUCAACAUUACGAACGAUUUAACCCCUGAGGAAGAAGAGGAGAUCCGCAGGGAGAAUGCCUGGGCUUUCGAGUGA
This is a messenger RNA of Oldenlandia corymbosa var. corymbosa, 480 nucleotides long. Lineage: Eukaryota; Viridiplantae; Streptophyta; Magnoliopsida; Gentianales; Rubiaceae. The record is from the annotation of a GenBank genome assembly.